UUAAGUCAGAGAAAUUUUUAACUGCCCUCUCCAGGUUCCAGUGCCAUCAUUUUCAGUGCAGCAGUGGAGAUUAAACAGAUAUCAGACAAAAGUAUUUCCUCUCAGCAAAAGAAGGUGCCUGCAACUUGUAUAGCUCUGACCACUCAAGAAAUCCUGCCAUAAAUGAACAACUCAUCAUGUCUCCAGCCAUCGCCAGCUACCACCGUAGCUCUCCCCAUCCUCUACUCCUGCCUGUUUCCCGCUGGAAUCUUUGGGAACCUUCUGAGUGCCUGGAUAUUUUCACGGAAAGUGCCCAUCCGAAAGACACAGUACAUUUACCUGGCCAACCUGGUGACUGCAAAUCUGCUGGUUUGCAGCACCAUGCCCUUCCUGGCCGCCUACUUUGCCGAGGGGCACCACUGGCCCUACGAGUCGGCAGCGUGCAAGUUCGCCCAUCACCUGGGGACACUGGUGGUGCACGUCAGCAUGUACGUGACCAUCACCAUCCUGUGCUCCACUGCCCUCAGCCAGUACGCCACGCUGAAGAACAACUGUGGCCCACGACACUCCCCAGCUCUGCCAGGAACCUUCCACGGGCGCCUGCUGCACGAGUUCCGGCGGCCGAGGUUCGCUAAAUAUUUCUGCGUCGUUAUCUGGCUGAUUGUGCUCUGCAUUACAGUCACAGCCAUCAUCUACAAUGCCCAGGAGAGGGUUUCAGGAGAGUUCCCCACGUGCUACAACAUCAAGGUAGAAGCUGGUGAACAUCCUGCAAUGAUUGCAGCUUUUCUUGCCACUGUGUGUUUUUUUCUGUCUUUUAUGACCGUUUUGUGGUCGUACUAUUCUCUUACUAGACAUCUGAGCAGGAUACAAAAAAACACCUGUAUUGGAGAAAAACACCUAAUUUACAGAACAGUGAAAAGAAACAUUCUUGUCAUCCAGAUGAUAUUAACUGUCUGUUUUCUUCCAUACCAUAUUUUUAGGCCAAUUUUCUAUGUACUGCUUACAGAUAAUGACUGUCCAAGGUUAAACUAUCUAGUGGAAAUUAAAAAUGUCCUUACUUGUCUUGCUGCUACCAAAAGCAGUUUAGAUCCAGUUAUAACUCUUCUGUUAGAUAAAACAUUUAAGAAAACUCUUUAUGGCCUGUUUACCAAAUCCACAUCAGAACAUCAAAAACGUAAUGAUAUUUUCACUGAAAUGUGAAGGAAUAUGGAAAGAUUUUCAUAGACUAUAAAUAAUAAUAAACUAAUUUUAACUAGCUUUAGGCAGGCGUUGAUAUAAAAUGGCAAAUAUUUAAAUAAAAUGGUAACAAACUGUUUUCAAAUUUUCUUUUCAAAUCAUCUUGCUUGCUGCAUCAACAUUGGCCAUAAUAAAUCCAAUGUGUAUAUCCAAAUGAAUCCAAGGAGUCUGUAGAGUGAACAGUGUAAUACCCAUUCAUCCAUGUAAUACAAAAGAUGUUUUACAUUUGACCUAUGGACAGUUCCUUUUACCUAGAAAGUCAAGGAAGAAGGCAAAAACUAGGCUGAAGUUGAGGAACCCAGCUCUCCCUUGUUAUCAGUAAGAGUUCUGGACGCAGGUUUCCUUUACAAGAAGGCUGAACAAAGCACAGACACUUUCCAUGGGAUGGGUGAACCACAACUGUGCUAAACAUCCAACAGCCAAGUAACCACAGCAAGACAGAACUGAGCAGUCAAAGCUUUCCAGAUGGCAAAGUGCUGCUGACAGGACUGGUUUUAGAUCAUCAGCUGCAAGUCUGGGUGAGCAGAGCUGUUCACUACCCAAGUGCUCUUCUGAUUUGCACAGACACAAACUCAAACCCCACCACUUCUGUCCUUCCUGAAGUACACUUUAUAGGGAAUGUAGCUGCAGUUAUCUCAGCAAAAUGCCUGCCUGGGUUUGUUUCUCUUAAUGCAGUUUUUGAGGGCAGCAUAGGCUGAAGACAUUCCCGCUACAUUUUUCUAGUCACAACCACUUGUUCCCCAGUACUUUAUCAAAAAGGCAGGAAAAUGAAUGAAACUUUGGGAACUACUAAUCAAAUAUAACUUUGUGAGAGACUCUUAGCAAGAUCCCACUCCAACACUUCUACACAGCACCAAAAAAAUGAUAUAUGCCUUUUUUCCUAUGUAAUCUGCCCAAUAUGAUGUCCUUUAAAGUUCUUAACUGCAUCAAAGUUUUUCUUGAUUCAAAUCAAUUUUUCUUGAUUUCAAAUAGGAAAAGCUUUUGUGAGGUACAGGCAAUUUGAGAAACUACAAAUUGAGUCUUGCAUUGGUCUAGCAUUUGACAGAAGAGUUAAUGGAGGAAAAUCUCCCAAAACCUAAAGGCAGGAGGGAUGAGGAGAGUUAGAAAAACACUACAGCAAAACACAGCUCAUGUGGCAAACUUCUUGCAUUGCUUGGACAUGCUGGUGCCAAAAUCAGAAGUUAGCAGGUGACACGUGAAUUGUUUAAUAAAAACAAUAAACAAUUCAUUUCUAUUGCAGUGAACACAAAAUCAUAAGGCAAACAGGCACAGCACCUGGUGUGCAAAGCAGUUUGGAGACCACAUGAGUCUGUCAAAUUUUUGGUUAAGCCAUUCAAAUGCGCUGCCUGUGAAGCCAGCUCAUCAAUCAGAAGACAUGAGUUUUCUGACUGUGUGAGCAAAUGAUUGAAACAUAUAAACUCAGUGACCAGAAAGCUUCUAAAUUCAACUCCAGGUAGGCCAAGCAGAAUAAAUACACUUUUCUCAGCAAAACUGCUUCUGAACAUACUAACAGGAAAAUGGUCAACAGGAAAAGGGCUGGACAAAACAAGCACGGGGACCUUGAGAUAGGAAGCAGGGGCACAGGAGUGAAAAUAAACAGGGGGAAAAGAGCAUUGCCUGAAGAAACACUGAGAAAUAAUACUGGAAGUUUUAGUUUUGGAGUCUCUUGUACAUCGAAUGAGGAAGUGUACGCCAGAAAAAAAAUGUGGCCUGGUAGGACCAGGUAGGACUUCAAUUGCACCUCUGAUAGUGGUUUUGCAACCUUAAAUAUUUUUAAACAACUUAAUAUGUAACAAAAUCCUCACCAAGAAGUUCCUACUGAAUCUCAGGGAUCUAGUAAGCUCUAAAAAUUACAGAAAACCCACCAAUUUUUGGUGGCUUUUUGGCUCCAGAAAGCAUAAAAGAAGUUUCAAAGGGAAAAGACUAGAAGGAAAGUAACAUGCAAGAGAUUUCUUGCUUUGGGUAUUCAAAAUGGAAAAAGAUAAAGAACAGAUUCUAUCCUGGUGAUUUUUUUAAUAGCCAAAUACACAGUUACAUAAACACACACAAACACAUAUAUACUACUUUUACUCCUUUUUAAGAUAUACCUAAAAGCAGAGGUGUAGGAGUGUUAAACUCUACCAGCAAAAUCUGAAAUGCUGAGCUAGAAGCAGUUCAGGCAAUGAAAGACAGAAGUGGUAACUGAGUGUGGUCUCAGAAUUCAUACCAUGGGUUAAGUUCUGUAUGUAUCUGCAAAAAUCACCACGCAAAUCUAUCCACAGAUCAAGUCUCAGGUCACCUGGACCAACUCAGAUGUGUCUAUGACACACAGGGCAGAGAAUAAUGCUUGGUCCUACUCCCUGGUUUUGACUCCCAGUGACAGAAAUAUUGAACUGAACCUUAAUGACAGAGAAGGCAGAAUAUGUAUAUUUUUGCUUCAGCAGGUUUAUCUGUUUAGAUGAUCACAUGUAGGAAACAAGCAUUCGUACCAAUCAAGAUAAAGCCACAAUGAAAAUUUUGGAUGUCUGCAUUUUGCUGACAGGCUCACCCUGACCCCAGGUGCACACUAAUUUGCUAAUCACUAACACAUACAGGCACUCAAACUACGUGGAAAUCAUGGAACAAAGUUGGAGUACUUGGAAUGAGUUAAGGAUAAAACUUCAGCAACUACAGCUCUUGAUGUGAUUAAAUUACUCUUACACCUGAUACAGUCUCACUCUCAUAUCCCUCAGUUAUAUUAAGAGGCAUUUUUAUAACAAGAUUUUUGCAACUAUGGAAAAUUCUACAUAAAAAUAAAGGCUCACAAAAGACUGCAAAACCUCUCAAUGUUUUACUGAUCAAAAACAUUCUGUUAAAGUUAUUGCAAAACUAAGUCAGUGACAAAUGGUACUCAAAUUGCAGCAGGAGUUUUACAGGAAAACACAAGAAUCUCAUUUCAGAGCCACAUCCCCGCCUUUCCCUUUUGUAGUUCUCUUACAUAAAGAUUUCUUUAUCCACAAACUGCUCUGUAAUAACAUUUGGUAAUGGAAAAGACUUCCUUUCAAUGCUGCUACUUUCAAUAGCCACCUUCUGGGUACUCCUGACACAGCAAGGUUAUGACAGAAGAAAAGGAAUUGCUGAGUUCUCUAUCAGUAGGUUGGCAGAACAGGAACAAAUGUUGUGGUAAGGGAAGAAGUUCUUGACAUUCACAUUUCUGAUGCACAGCUGUCUUGAGUUUUCUACCUUCCUGCAUCUUCUGUUUUCCUUACCAUAUGAUCCAGCUUCCAAGCACUGCAGGAUCAUGUUAACUGAGGGUGAAGCAAAUUUGUAACUGUCACUGAUUAUAAAGUCUUUAAGUAAUGCUGAAGGGGGUCAAAUGAUGUACACAGGCUCAAGAAACAUCUGGUCUCACAGAGCAAUUGGGACAACUGCAGGCCAUCCUGUGAUUUCACAUUUUGAUUCUGACAUCAGAUGUGAAUGUGGGGCACAGGGAGUUUGUCCCAGGCUGGAGUCACUUGGAAAAAUCAGGUGACGUUUCUGGCACCAGACAACAGCAAACUUUAAUUUUGUCUACUCUAAACUGUCUAACUUCCUAAUCAGCCAGGAGCUAAGGGAGCACAAAAACAGCUGAAAGACACCUCAACCUUACAUGGAAUAUGAGGUGCCGAUUUUCCUGUGCAGCAAAAAAUGACCAAGCAUUUCACAUUUCAAAAUAACAUUCACAGAAAGUCUAAAAGGGAGAAAAAUGUAGCCUGAUUAUAUCAACCUUACAGAUUUUAUUAAAGCACUUUCAUUUUCACUCAUUCAGGUAAUUUCUAAAGUGGUCAUUUAGCCUAUUUCCUUUCAAAACAACAUCUACAGUGACAUCUAGAGCCUGGAUACUGCAGUUUAAUGUGUUCAACUCCCAAACCCCACAGCUUUUGCCAAAACAAAACACUGUUGGGUUUACAUUGCUUUAGACUGAUACUUCAGACAUUUCUUCCUAACCCAUGUAAUUGGAACAGGUUCAUUUCUAAGAAUGGUAUUUAAAAAACCAAAACAACCUGUGAUUCUGAGGUUCUAAGAGACAGGAUAAGCACUAAAAUAAAUCCCCACUUCACCCUCAGCGAAACAGCCUCCCUCAGAGGUCCUUGAAGCUAAAACUUGGGAUUUUUUCAAGAAUAUGGUCCAAGAAAAACAAGUGGAGCUUUCAAAAAGACACAGCAACUUAAAAAUGAUGUUAAUUCUGAAAUUCAUGAGGUACCAAAACUAAACAAUUAAAAGUACCUAGAACCCUCAACACAGAACAGGCUGAGAUAUUCCACCAGCAAUUAAGAGCUGGUAUUCAAAAAUUCUAAUUUCUAGACUCUGUUUUAAGAAAUGACUAUUAAAACAACAAACUUCAAAAGAAAGCCUGUUACAUAAUAAUCUUCUUGAUUUUAAAAGGAAAGGAGUAAGAGGUUGCAAAUGGUCUGCAAUGUCUGGGUACAGACGACCAAACGACUCCUCAUAAAAACCCCCAGUUCUGCGCCUGUACUCUCUCCCCUCCCAGGUCACCCGCAGGAGUUUGAAGCACAGUUUACCCUCCCUCCAUCUUCUCUAUUCACUAUCCAAGAAUAAAUCCAAGAGUCACUUCUCAAACGGCACCAUCAGAGCUUGCUAGUAUUUUCCUGAAUUCCUACAGUGCUUGACGCACUUUGGAUGAAAACAAACUCUUGGAGAAGUGGAAUAACUACUUUAGGCAAUGACAUGAACAAAGAAUAUGCAUAUUCAAAUUGAAGAGAGUCAAGCCCACUUGGGUUAAAACUCCCAGCUACUUACAUUAAAGUACUUUGGGAUAAACUGCUUCCAUAAAUACACAUACAAACAGUACAAAGCUUACCAGGUUAAAACCAGUGUACAUACACCGGUCUUAACACUGCAUUUAUCCUCCCAAACUUUUUUUAUAUUAAAGAAGUUUUCAUAAUCAUAAAUGUUUAUUGGACUGUGUCCAAGAAGCAGAUAAUAUUACUAAUAUUGCAGCAUUUAAGCCUGUGCAUCUCUAGGAAAUCUUAGUGUGAAUGAGGGCUGUCAUUAUGCUGUCAAAUUGAUACCAAUAAACUACCAAUUCCAGUUUAAUUUAUGCAAUUAAUUUAUAUACACAUUUUCCUAACAAGAAGAAAACGCAAGCAGAUUCCGUAUGAAUAUUCAAAAACUAGAAAUUAAACUGACUUUCAAAGCAUGUUGUAAUCAAAUGCACGUAUAAUUUGUGAAUACAGGCCUCCUAAAUGUUCUAUAUUGAUGGAAUUAAGGUGGGCUUCAAUCUUACAUGACACAAAAAGAGUAAAGACACAGUCAGUAAAUAGAAAUUCCUUUUCUCCAGCUCCUCCUUUCUCUAAAUUAUAGAAAUUGAAAUUCAGUACUUUGCAUUAUUGUGGUGAAGAAAAAAAAGUAAUU
Molecule: messenger RNA, 6588 nt
Organism: Motacilla alba alba
Lineage: Eukaryota; Metazoa; Chordata; Aves; Passeriformes; Motacillidae
Gene: GPR82
Product: G protein-coupled receptor 82
Exons: 2
Coding region: 163-1179 (338 amino acids)
Biological process (GO): G protein-coupled receptor signaling pathway
Cellular component (GO): membrane
Molecular function (GO): G protein-coupled receptor activity
Source: RefSeq, a predicted model, not a curated record